UGUAGCUGUUCGGGCAGAGAGCGCAGUGCAUUGGAUCCAGCAUGCAGUGUUUUGAGGUGCUUCAGCUCACACACUACGUUGGGCAGGCUGUACAGGCAGUUGGAUUCAAUCCAUAAAGUCUUGAGGUUUUGGAGCUGAUGCAUUUCUGCAGGAUUCCACUAGUUCAGUUUAAUUCUAUCCAAACUGUACUUCGAAAAAGAGGAGAACUGGAGCAAUUUUGGAGGAAUAAUUUACCUGAACAUUUUGCUCAGAAGUACCAUCCUUGCUUUCCAUCUGAUAUUUUUUUGUCCAUGAGAAUUGCAAAGGAAAAGCUUCAUAAUUACAUGAAUGCCCAAUACUACGGAGAAGUGAGCAUUGGCACCCCCCCACAGAAAUUCUAUGUCAUAUUUGACACUGGAUCUGCUGAUCUUUGGGUACCAUCAAUAUAUUGCAUGAGUGAUGCUUGUUUAAAACACAACAAAUUCGAGUCGUUUCUGUCACAUUCCUAUCAAUAUGGAGGGCGACAAUUUUCUCUGCGAUAUGGUACUGGGCAUCUCAUGGGCAUUUCCUCCAAAGAUGUGGUCCAGAUUAGCAACAUUUCCAUUGAGGCCCAAGACUUUGGUGAAUCUCUCUUGGAGCCGGGCAACACCUUUGUCUCUGCAUAUUUUGAUGGGGUGUUGGGCUUAGCGUACCCUAACUUGUCAGUGGUGGAAGCUGUUCCAGUCUUUGACAACAUGAUGAGACAGAAUUUGGUUGAACAGCCUGUGUUUUCCUUUUUUCUGAACAGAGAUGGUACCAAGGAUGGGGGUGAAUUGAUAUUUGGAGGCAUAGACCAUUCACUCUACAAUGGACCCAUAUAUUGGAUUCCUGUCAGUCGAAAAAUGUACUGGCAGAUUCCUCUUGAAAAUGUGAAAAUCCAGGGACAGAUCGCAGCAUGUAAAAAUGGUUGUGAAGCUAUUGUAGAUUCAGGAACCUCUCUUAUUACUGGUCCAUUACUAGAUAUUAAAAAACUACAAGCAAAAAUUGGAGCUGUCCCCAGUUCUUCUGGAGAGUUCCUUGUGGACUGCAGAAGACUUUCCAGUCUGCCCUCAAUAAGCUUUACCAUUGGGCAGAAAGAAUUCACAUUAACACCAAAGCAAUAUACAAUUAAGGAAAAGAGCAGAUAUGAGACCUUGUGUUACAGUGGUUUCCAGUCGUUGGAUCUCAUCUCUAAUAAAGGACCAUUGUGGAUUCUAGGAGAUGUAUUUAUGUCAGCUUUUUACACUGUUUUUGAUCGUGGACAUGAUAGAGUUGGCUUUGCUAAAUCAGCUUGUAAAGGAAAGAGAAGAAAUCAACAGAAAUAGUAAAGCAGCCUAGGUAGAGAUAAUACUGAUAAUUUUGCCUUUUGUACAAUGAACAAGAAUUGCUUUAGAUAUGUGGGGAGAGAAGGGGGAGAAGGUAUAAAAGGAUUUAACUAUCUGGAGACCACUUUUACAGCUUGAUUCUGAUCUUUCUGAGGUGUAGCGACUUUUUCCAACCUAUUAACUGUCAGAUGUGGCAGGAGUAACAGGAUGCCUGAUUGGAGAUCUAUUUAUGAUUGAAACCUCAAUACUUGUUAUACAGCCAUAUUAGAAAUACCUGAAUAAAAUUUUCAAAAGUCAUAGAGCUGAGCCAUUUGGCUGAGCUAAUUUACAUUUAGUGCAGUGUUUCUCAACCUUGACAAUUUUAAGGCAU
Messenger RNA from Crotalus tigris (Tiger rattlesnake), 1692 nucleotides. RefSeq names its product cathepsin D-like. The record is from RefSeq and is a predicted model, not a curated record. Gene Ontology annotation, biological process: proteolysis. Gene Ontology annotation, molecular function: aspartic-type endopeptidase activity. The transcript has 9 exons. NCBI's taxonomy places the organism in Eukaryota, Metazoa, Chordata, Lepidosauria, Squamata, Viperidae. The coding region runs from base 138 to 1322 and encodes 394 amino acids.